GACCGCCCCCAAAAAGAGUGCGCGGCCAUGUUGAAUUGUCAAUUUUCUGAAAGAAGAGACAAAAGAACAGUGACAAGUCGGCUGAAUUGUCAAAAAAGCGAGUGUAUUAUCAAAACUAAUUCAAAAAGCCUCGAUGAAUACAAGUGGCGUUGAGAAAGGUGAAGAUUUCGGAUGCAUGUAACUACCAGAAGGUAACCUGGAAAUUGCAUUGAGCGAAAAGUUCUCAAAGCUGUUUUGGACUGCUAUCUUAGCAUAUACAGCAAGAAGACACCGGGACUGCAACAAGAAAAUAAUAGACAUUAAAAGUGUACAGUCAAAUCAGUAGGGGAAAAAAAAAUUGAGUGAUAUUUGUUUGAAGCAGAAUUGAUUUUCAGCAAACGAAAUUCUACAGUGUUAAAGUCACACAUAAGAGGAAUAAUCUGUAACUUGGCUCAGAUAACCAUAUUUUGCUACUGGCCAGUUUGAAUGUAAAAAAAAAAAAAAAAAAAAAGAAGAAGAAGAAGAAGAUAUAGCACUUGGAUAUUAAAAGCCAAGAUACUUACAUAAAAGACAAGGAAAAACAAAAACAGAUCCUGUUAAAAUUAAGAGUAUAGCAAGGAAAAGACUACUUUGCCACAGCAAAUUUAGUUUUUGAGAUAGAUGUUUAUGUUUUGGACAGAUAUAUGAUCUAUUUAUUCAUAUGAAUGUUAAUUUCUCCCUUUUUGGAGAGUUGUAAAUAGACAAAAUUCAUACGUUGGGCUCUUUUUUUCAAGAGGUCUGAACGUAGGGAUUGUGCACACAAUACUCUUUAAAUAAGAAAACGAAGAAGCAAACGUUUUUCUGGUUUUUAGAGCUAUUUUUACACGAGGGCAUUAAUAACCAACCGAGGGAAGCAAAUUAAUAAAAAAAUAAAAAAUAAAACAAAUAAAACUUGACACACUGUGAGUGGAUAAAAGAUUGUGCUGAUCUGUCAAUCAAGUUGUUGACGCCAUGGCUACAGCAAGAACAGCAAACCCAACAUCUGUGAUGGGACUGAACAAGCCAGCAAACGGGCAGCUCAAAGGACAGCCCAAACCAGCCAACCUGCAGUCAAUACCCAGUGCAGCUGCCCAGCAACCUGCAGGCCCCCAGAAAGGAAGCAGCAUCCCCCAGAGCAGUGGUGGCAUCAAAUUUGGAGAUGACUGGAAGAAGUGUCUUCAGCUGCCUCCAAAAGACACUAGAAUGAAAACUUCAGAUGUGACCUCAACCAAGGGGAAUGAGUUUGAGGACUACUGCCUGAAGCGGGAACUGCUGAUGGGAAUCUUUGAGAUGGGAUGGGAGAAGCCCUCGCCUGUCCAGGAGGAAAGCAUCCCAAUUGCUUUGUCAGGCAGAGACAUUCUGGCCCGGGCCAAAAACGGUACGGGGAAAAGUGGAGCCUACCUCAUCCCUCUCCUCGAGAGGAUAGACCUGAAAAAGGAUCAUAUCCAGGCCAUAGUAAUGGUGCCCACGAGAGAGUUAGCCCUGCAGAUGAGCCAGAUCAGUAUUCAACUGAGCAAGCACUUAGGAGGGGUCAAGGUCAUGGCCACCACCGGAGGCACCAACUUGAGAGACGACAUCAUGCGUCUGGAUGAGACAGUGCAUGUGAUCAUUGCCACACCAGGCAGGAUCUUGGACCUGGUCAAGAAGGGUGUGGCAAAGGUUGAUAAAACCCAAAUGAUGGUGAUGGAUGAAGCAGACAAGCUGCUGUCUCAGGACUUUGUGAUCUUGAUUGAAGAAAUAAUCAGUUUCUUGCCCAAGGACCGGCAGAUCCUGCUUUACUCUGCCACCUUCCCCGUCAGUGUGCAAAAAUUCAUGGCAAAGCACCUGAAGAAGCCGUAUGAGAUCAACUUGAUGGAGGAGCUGACGCUGAAGGGCAUCACCCAGUACUAUGCCUAUGUGACUGAGAGACAGAAGGUCCACUGCCUCAACACACUCUUUUCUAGGCUUCAGAUAAACCAGUCCAUCAUCUUCUGUAACUCUACCCAAAGGGUUGAGCUCCUGGCCAAGAAGAUCACCCAGCUGGGCUAUUCCUGUUUCUAUAUCCAUGCAAAGAUGAUGCAGGAGUACAGGAACCGUGUGUUCCACGACUUCAGGAACGGGUUGUGCAGAAACCUGGUCUGCACAGACUUAUUCACCAGGGGUAUUGACAUCCAGGCGGUGAAUGUGGUUAUCAAUUUUGACUUUCCCAAAAGCGCAGAGACCUACCUGCACCGCAUUGGAAGAUCAGGGCGUUUUGGUCAUUUGGGAUUGGCCAUUAAUCUGAUCACUUCAGAAGACCGCUUCAACUUGAAGGGCAUCGAGGAACAGCUGGUUACAGACAUAAAGCCCAUCCCCAGCAGCAUUGACAAGAGCUUGUAUGUGGCAGAAUUUCACUCUGUGGACCCAGAUGAUGAUGGCGGUGAUGGAGAAGCCAAACAAAAAGAAUUGGGAGCAGCUUGAAUUAAUGGAGAAACGUGGCACCUGGCAUUCAUCGCACACACUGUCAGACAAGAUUCCAAGUGAAGAUUUCUGUCCUCCACUUUGCCAUAAAAAUGGUCUUUUAAAUUCCUUUUUAUUUCCAGUUUUAGUUUACAGCAGUGGUCAGUUCUGUCUGGGCAUAGUUUACAGCACAUACUGGUCAGCUGGCAUGUUUCACACUGAAACAGCAAAUGUUAAUCAGUCUGGCCUUCUGCAACACUGCCAUUGAUAUCACUGUAUCCUGUGACUUGGGCUGGAUUUCUGAAGUCUGUCGUUUAUCUUAGCCUCUCACUACACUGGAGAGAAAUUCUCAUCAACCUUUUAUGGUGGUUUGAUGGUAGAGAAAUGUGAAAUCAAAGAUGGACUUGAAUGAAUCAGCCAAGGUCACGACCCUGCUGUGUAGAUAAGGCCCUUUCCACUGGUAAUGUUCACCUCAUGCUGGCAUGCCUUUGAGUAGGUGGCCACAGAGGAAACCAAAGCUGUAGAGUAAACCAGAGUAUUAAAGUUAGAAUAAGCUAGAAUAUUAAAGGCUCCAGAAACCAAAAUGACCACUUGAGCUUUGAUGGCCAUCUCAAAAUAAGGCUGCCAUGAUGCUGCAGUUACAAAGGGCAGAAACAAUAUUGACAAUUAACUUUUUAUUAUGAGUAUUUUUUUUAGAGUCAAGGGUUUUUGCUGCCGAAAUAUGACAGCUUAAGGUGACUGUCAGUUACGCUAUAUGGUUCUUUAUGUCAAAGCACAAGCCCGUUAAUAAGGGAAAGUCAGUUUACUAUGUAAUUGUUUUCAUAUCCCUUCAAAGCUAUAGAACCAGGCAGCAUCUUCUCAGGUCUGUAGAUUAUUGUUGGUUUUAUGUGAACCUGAAAUGUCAAGAGGCCUUAGUCAAUUUAGUUUUUUUUUUUUUUUUUUUUUUUUGAUGCCAAGACUCCCUAGAUGUUAAAUCACUGAGUUUGUUUCCAUGCCCUCCCUUCUACACUCCAAAGUGCCUUAAUCUAGCACCUGUCCGCUAUGCUUUGCUUUUUUCUGCCCAGUUCUCCAUGCCAUCUUUAUUUUAUGACAUAUUACAAAAUGUGGCCUGAAAAAGGAGCAGGGAUGGUCAUUCCCAACAAUAAGUCCUGAUUGAGGAAUUGCUGCAAUUCCUCAUAAGAGUUUUGAAACAGUUACACCAUAAAAUGAUUUUGUAAACGUGACCAGCUGCAGUUUUCUUUUUUUUUUUUUUUUUUGGUAUGGCUUUGUUAAACUGACUCCUGACCACAGCACAUUACAUGAACGACAAGGUAUCUAAAAUGCGAGGGAGUGCUAUUUCCAUGUAUUUUUCUUUCUUUUUUCCCCCAAGUGAGUGCUGUCGUCUCUCCUCUACCUGUAUGAUUUACUCUGGUUGGUCUUGGCAUUAAUGUCAAGCAGCAGCAGAGAAGGGAUCAUUGUGUUUUUGCUCUUCCUCAGCUUCUGCAGUGGUAAAUACUCCUGUCUUUUGUUCAUGCCUGGCUCUGGAAUACCCUUGUUGAUGUUGGAUUGUGGCUCUCUAGUUAUUGAGCCUCAGUGAAGACAAAAAAAAAAAAAAAAAAAAAUCCCUUUUCAUUAGUCAUGUGACACUUCUGUUGAACUUCAAUGUGAAGUGUACUGAGAAGGGUAUUUCACAGCCACGGCAUUAAAAAGGAAAUGCUUUGUGAGUAUGUUGUCAAACCUUGUCAAACUUGAGACCAUUUUUGUCCCAGCUCUGAACUGUGGAGAAUGAUAUACCUCCAUUUCUUGUUAUGACACCAGAUUUGGUUGAGACAGCUGAGUUUAUUUUGUAUGAAGUGCGUCAAUGCCAGCGCCUCGAAGGAAUGAAUAAAGUCCAACUACAUCUCCA
This is a messenger RNA of Myripristis murdjan (pinecone soldierfish), 4300 nucleotides long. RefSeq names its product DEAD (Asp-Glu-Ala-Asp) box helicase 61 (gene ddx61). The coding region runs from base 970 to 2436 and encodes 488 amino acids. The transcript is spliced from 13 exons. Gene Ontology annotation, molecular function: nucleic acid binding; RNA helicase activity; ATP binding. NCBI's taxonomy places the organism in Eukaryota, Metazoa, Chordata, Actinopteri, Holocentriformes, Holocentridae. The record is from RefSeq and is a predicted model, not a curated record.